Scophthalmus maximus (turbot) is the source of this 4597-nucleotide messenger RNA. RefSeq names its product FH2 domain containing 4 (gene fhdc4). The coding region runs from base 302 to 2839 and encodes 845 amino acids. The transcript has 12 exons. The record is from RefSeq and is a predicted model, not a curated record. NCBI's taxonomy places the organism in Eukaryota, Metazoa, Chordata, Actinopteri, Pleuronectiformes, Scophthalmidae.
UUCACACGCAGGUAGUUUCGACACUCGCGAUCCAGCCUGAUGUCACUCUCUUUUCCCUGGAAAACUGGGCGAUGAGGCAGGAAGGGUGGGGGGAAACAAAACAAAAAAGGACAGUCUCAAUCAAAGUCUGAGUGCAUCAUCCCCAACUGACAACAUUUUGGACGAGCCGCUCCGGCACGAGGACGUCACCGCUCUCCUAUAAAAACAGCUUUCACUGCAAAUUCUUCAAAGGCUUUGAUCCUGCCUGUGUGUCUGAGAGCAUGGCUGCAUCCCAGGCCCUCUGAGAGCUCUUAGGCGAAAGAUGCAACCAGGAGGUCCUCCCACUCCACCUUCUCUGCCACCUCCACCGCCACCUCCACCUCCUCUUCCUCCACCACCCCCUCCUCCACCACCCCCAGCCCCCGGCCUUCCUCCAUCCCUCCAUGGCCUGGGCAUCUUUGCCAAGGGGGAGCGCAGGGCCUCCAGGAUGCGCAAUUUCAACUGGGAAACCCUUCCCAAACACAGUGUGGUCGGAAAGCACAACAUCUGGACGACGGAUAAGAUUGACGGUGAAUAUGAGCUGGACACGGAUCACAUGGAGGAGCUGUUCAGCCACAAGCAGGUCCAGCAACAACUCAAGGCCCAGAACCGCCAGAGUUUGAGGGGCAUACCGACUAACGCCCCAGGGGGGGAAAUGGUUUCCAUCCUCAGCUCCAAGAGGAGCAUGAACAUUGCAAUUUUCCUAAAGCAGUUCAAGCGGCCUGUAAAAGACAUGAUUGAGGAUAUCAAAUCAGGAAGAAGUCUCAGUUUUGGUUGUGGAAAACUGAGGGAGCUGUGCAAGCUGCUGCCGGAUGAAGGGGAGGUGAAGCAGCUGGUCAGUUUUAAGGGUGACCAUUUCUCUCUCCCCGAGGCAGACCUGUUCAUGCGAAUGCUGGUCAAGGUUCCCAGUUAUGAAGAGCGUCUCAGCAGCCUGGUGCUCAAAGAGGAAUUCCUCCCCCUCAUGGAUGAAAUGAAAGGAUUCAUCUGCACUUUGACCGCUGCUGCACAAGAGCUGAUGGAGUCUGAUCAUCUCCAUUCUGUCAUCCGUCUGGUCCUGAAGACCGGAAACUACAUGAAUGCCGGCAGCUACGCAGGCAGCGCAAUUGGCUUCCGAAUGGCGUCUCUGUUGAAGUUAGUGGACACCAAAGCGAACAAACCUGGAAUGAAUCUUAUGCAUUAUGUCGUGAUGCAAGCUCAGAAGGCAGACGUGGCCCUACUCAAAUUUCCAGAGCAACUCAAACACAUCGAAGCUGCCGCCAGAAUAAAUAAAUGUGACGUUGAAGCAGAGUUCGGAAGACAGGUAAAGAAAGUACAAGAUGCCAAGGUGGACACCCUGAAGCAGGAAGACCUGAAGGCCCAGAUGGAGAAUUUUCUGAAGGAGGCUGAGGUCUGCUUGGCAGAAAUAGAGACGGAUUUUCAGGAAUUGCAGUCAGUGAGCGACUCUGUGGCCGAGUACUUCUGUGAAGACCCCGAGAAGUUCAAGCUGGAGGAGUGUUGCUCCAUUUUCAAGUCCUUUUGUGAAAAGUUCAUGCGGGCCAUGCAGGAAAACAAAGCUCGAGAGAUGACAGAGGUGAAGAGGAGACACCGAGAUCGAUUACAGAGCUCUGCUAAGCGCCGGUCCACGGCUACCUGCUCCAGUAGAGACAAGGAGAUGGAUGGUGUCGCAUUAGAGUCCGUACUACAGAACUUACUUACCAAUCGUGUCUCUCGGAGGAGAUCUGGAAGGCCCUUUUCCACUCAAGGAAGUCCAAUGGGGGGCAGCCCAAACAACAGCAGCUUAAUAGAAAUGACCUCACAGGUGAACCUCCCCACGGGAAAUCAAAAGAUGUCUGCGCAUCUCCUCAGCUCUUUAGCGGCGGAGAUGGGCAGGAAAGAAUGGAACUCCGCUGCUGAACUCACAGGGAACUCUUCACAGAACAAAGUCCAGUCAAGUGGCGUGAACGACAAGGCAAACUGUGUCAUUCCUCAUGAAGAAGAGAUGAAAACCUCCGGGAAAGAGGACCCCAGAGGGUUUGCACACCCGGCUAAAAGGACCAGCAGCAUCUCCUCCUCGGUCAAAUCUUUCUCAGCCACCGCCGACGAUGAUGAGGAAGACAUACAGGACAAUAACCAGGAGGAAGCCCAAAAGUUGCGUGAAGCCUCCAGAAAAGUGUUGCGCUUUCAGAACAGCCGCAGCAGCGUCUCAUCCGCGGACUAUUCUCUGGAAAAUCAGAAAUCUCCCGCUGCAAGCACCACCUUGCCUCGUCAGCGCACCUUCGAUGAGGAAACAGACAGGUAUCCCGGAGACCCGACCAAUGACGAAUUGAUUUCGUUUUUGAUCAGUCCUUCGUCCACCUCCAAACGUAACCUUGGCCGCCGCCAUACGAUGCCACCCAAAGUCCUUAAAACUGAGGAAGAGGAAGAUAAGUUGUGGGACCAGCCUCCGAACAGAACUCCUAAUCUGGUGGCAGGAGAUAAAGGGACACGUCCAGCAGAGGGUGCUGAACACAAUCCCUCGAAACAAGUGUUCGAUUUUAGUGACGUGUCUCCCAACUUUAAAAAAUCGGAUGCCCCAGACCAGAAUCCUCCAUCAGCAGAAAAUAAUGUUUCUUCAGCCACUGUUCCAGACGAAGGGCCUGGGGAGCCACACCAAGAGGGCAAAUCAGUGGAGCCCUCAGGCGACCACGUGCGGAGGAAUAGUGAAAACAUUCGCCCCAAGAGUACGUGGAUUAAGACUGAGACGUCUGGACUAUUUUUUAGCUUUUUCAAACGCCUUGGAGACAUGGGCAAACAGCAGAACAGCAAGGAAACAGUUCAUAAAGGCACCGAUUCUGGUGUGUAGACAAUGAAAGAUGGAAAAUUGAAAGUCAGGGAAGCGUAUAGCAACGUCAGUGUUACUUGUAAUUACCUCAUCGUGGUGAUGAUGUCGCGUUGUCUUGUAGAUGAUGAUGAUGAUGAUGAUGAUGAGUUAGAAAGGUGGGGAAAAGACAGAGAAGGUUCGAGGAAGGUUUGUUGGACGGUGAUGUGCUGAGGAAAGGGGCAUUUGGUAUGUUGCACCACUAGAUGGCAGAAUAUAACAGUAACAUGGUGAACUGUUGUUGCGAAACGAGGGGUGUUGUUGAUUUCCAGACAAUCUGUGUAUUGUCUCUUAAACAAAAGAAUGAUGGGAAUCGCUGUAAAACAUGUAGUCGUAACUUUUUAUCCCUUGGAUUAAGGAGUUACUACUUUUGUCUUACAAUAAACAAUGAAUGUUGAAUGUGACGACGGGAAAGAAUAAUGCUAGAGUGAUGAAACUGGAUUGAAAUCUUGGAUUGAUUGUUGUGUUUGAUACUUUGAUACAUUUUGCAGUAAGCUGGAAGGCAACAUCGUUCAUUUCAGUUUUACAAGUAUGAUUGCCUAUAUGUUCUUCUGUUGUUUUUACCGUAGCACACCGAUGAUGCUGAAGGUCGUGGACGCUUUCAGGGUCUUACUACUCAAUUCAGCCAUUGUUUCAAGUCUUAAAUGGGUCAGUGUUACAAAGGCAGCCUGUAUCUGAGCAGAGCUGAGCCAUGAGCUGUCAGUGGCAAAGUAAAGGGUGCUGAUCUGGAGUUGGUUAUAGGGCAAAUGCCUGGUGGCCUCUUACGAUGAAAGUACCAGACCUGCCCGUGUUUACCCCAGUACACUGCGUGGGGCAAUGCCAGCCUCCAACCCUAGUGUCUCCACAAUCCAAGCGCAGAUACGAGGGGUCAGCGCCCUCAUAGUUACGCUGAUGAGCUUCCAAUGUCCAGAUUUCUGACUGAAGUGAACCAAUGACCUUUUGUCUCAAGUUGUGUUCUCAUUUAAACACCAACUGGUGAAUGAUUUUCAUAUUUAUUUAAUGAAAUAUUUAUAAAUGCGAACUACGUAAACACUCAAAUCACAGAUAUAUAAAGAGUACUGUCACCAAAUUGUGAGUUGUCAUUUUUUGGGGGUCAAAACUGUAUCAGUGACUGUUGGAGAAAAAGAAAAGAAGGAAUAACAGAUUUUUUAGUUUAUAAGAUAAUUUAGGUAACUGCUCUAAGAGUAGUUAUAUCUUACUUUUGUAUUCAGGAAUAGAAAAAAGAAUCAACUAGAUAUUUAUUCAGGUCUGUUAAUACGGUUUGUGAUGUGUGAUGACGCAGCAUACCAAGGCCGAAGUCCAGGAAACAUUUUGGAUAUCAGCCCCACUCGUGAUGAGCUUUCAGUGCAGUUUGGGUACAAAGGCAGACAAAGUAGAUUCGCUCCACUUUGUACAAACAUGAGCCAUGAAAUCAUUCAAACAUCUUAAAAUGAGCUGUCGAAAGGCUACAAAAAAUAACAUCUAUUGACGUUACUAGGUCAGCUGUGAGUCUCACUUCACUUUUAAUUCAGCAAUGCACUGAAAACAAAUGGUUAUGUAAGACACUGUACCUUGUUAUUUGAGUGAUCAUCCUUCUGAAAGAAUUACACACCAUCUGUUUUUCGUGCUGUCUACUAUUUGAUUGUAUAAUCUAGGUUAAUAUCCAGACGUCUCUCAAUAAAAGCAGUCAGGAAGAAAUGUUUUCAAUAAAUUGUCAAGGAAAGCCUAUUAAAUCAAUAAAAAAAAUACAAAUUUUGAUUUCAA